CACCAGCGCCAAGGAGUUGCCGAUUAACGCAUACAAUAGAUGGGAUAUUGGCGGUCACCGCGGAUCGGUCUGAAACCGACAACUGACCGCACCGGAUUUGCAACAUCUCGCUCGACGGAGUCCACAAGGCGACUGCUUUCUCCAACAAUGGCCGCCCCAGCGGCUGGUGCCGCAUACUUCGCAGCACAAGAUCUCGACCUCCCACCCUUCCCCUUCUCUCCGCCCUCGCCCAUCCAACCGGUACUCACACCCGCACCUCCUCCAUCCACAUCCGCAAUCACCGCACCUUCCACCACCUCUCCCCCUCCCUUCCAAACAAUCCCCACCCCCGACCCCUCCGGAAUCGACCGCUCAUGCCCCCUCUCUCUCAUCCCCUCGAACAUCCAGAUUCAUCGCAACACCUUCUUCGCCCUCGAUGCUCCCCUCUUGCUCUCCGCCUGGGCCUGGGACGCCUAUUGGUCGUACAUCGACAACGUGGGGUGUCUGCACGCGAAGCCCGGGUCGCGGCAUCCGUCGGUGAAGAAUGGGUUCGUGAGGGUGUACGGCGCGCGUAGGCUUUGGAGGAAGAGGCGCGAGGGUGAGGGGAAUGUGAAUGCGAAUAUGGAUGGUGGGGUGGAAGUGGAGGAAGCGGGCGACGGCGACGGGAAUGCGAAUGAGAGUUGGAAUGGGAGUGGGAAUCCAGAGGCGCCUCCCGCUGGAAAGCGAAAUGUACCCCGUCGCAUACACAAUGCAGGAACCUGUCCGGCAAAGUUUAGAAUGACGUUGUAUGAGGAUGGUCGACGGACGUUGGAGCGGACAAGCGUUGAAGGCCACACCCAUUUGCUGGACGAGGUGGAUGCGUUAAAAAGAAACAGUGGAGUGAGGGGUCUAUUGCUUGAGCCCGUGUUCGAAUUUUGGGAUCACACGUCCAUUCUGGCGUACCUGCGGGACGGCGCCGGUCGCAAUCGAGAUUACGGGGACCUCUUCAUCCAAGCGGGCGGUCUCUAUCUGGAUCAGAAGGAAGUCACAAACGUGAUGAUGCGCGGUAAAACGCGGCGUCUACCGCCGGGAGUCGCGCCCCCACCUGUUGGCUAUGUCCGGUCGCAAAUGGAAAGGUACAAGGGGCUCAUGGUCUGCACUUGUCGAGGUUGCCGUGAGCCUCUGUUUCCCGAUGUGAAAGCCUUGCUGGACCAUAGGAAAAAGAUCCAUGGAUUCAAGAGUCACGAUCAUAGCGGGGAGAGGUUUGUUUAUCCUGUGAGAGGGUGUAGAAGGAAAAAGAGGAGUCAGGGAUUUGUAAGCAGGGAGAGGUUGCUGAUGCACAUGAGCGGGAAGCAUGGGUGGGUGGAAGAAGGGAUGAUGGCGCAUGUUGACAGUCGAGAUGGAAAUGUGUAUUCGGAUAUGGAAGGGGGUUUUGUGACAGGAAGUGAUGAUGAUGAUGACGAAGCGAACGAGGAGGAAGAGGAUGCGGAGGGUCAGGAGGAGUUUGAGCACAACGUGCAUCCUCUAUUGACUGAGCAUCCGACAAUACAGGAGCAGGAGCCGCCGAUUACGCCGGCGAGUUCAACCACUUCGGACGCUAAUCAGCAUAGUCAAGUGCUUUAUUCGAUGCAGCAGCAGCAUCAUCAUCCCGUCUCCAAUCUUGCCGGUGGACUUCCACGAACACUGACCCUGGCUCAGAAAAGACAAGGCCAAGCCCGGAUUCAGAGCCUCAUGGCUCGGAGAGAGAAGCUGGACGCAGAGAUUGCCGGCCUGCAUGCCAUCAUCAAUGAAGCCGACAAUGUACAACUUGGAGCGAGGCCUGGCCAGAAUGGUUCGUCACGAAUUCUAGACCGCUGAAUCCUGUGCAGAUAAACAGUGAUGAUUGAGUUGUCUUCAGCAGCCCGUACCACGUGUUCCGUUAAAGGCUCCAAAGGGGGAGAGGCCACUCCCUAGCCGACACGGUCUUGGGCCUAUGUCAAAGCAGCACUAGGCCUUCAGGCAAUCGCCAAUAAGGCAGCUGAGCAGGCUGAGCACUCGUCAAUACGGUUCGAACGACGAGGGGCCACAGAGGGCGCGGGUCGCCCAAGAUAUCUGACUCGCCCUCGU
Messenger RNA from Westerdykella ornata, 2064 nucleotides. RefSeq lists its product as uncharacterized. The transcript has a single exon. The record is from RefSeq and is a predicted model, not a curated record. The coding region runs from base 148 to 1815 and encodes 555 amino acids. Lineage: Eukaryota; Fungi; Ascomycota; Dothideomycetes; Pleosporales; Sporormiaceae.